UGAAAUAUGAUUAUUUGAGCCAGUGCUCUUUAGCACUUCUCUUCUUUAUGAGAGGUAAUGUCAUGUAGGGAUGAUAGACAGAAGACCCAGUCACGUGACCUGUCUCCACAUUUGGAGGAAAUAUGGGAUGUAUAAAAUCAAAAAGGAAAGACAAUCUGAAUGACGAUGGAGUAGAUUUGAAGACGCAACCAGUACGUAAUACUGACCGAACUAUUUAUGUGAGAGAUCCAACGUCCAAUAAACAGCAAAGGCCAGUUACAGAUUCUCAGCUUUUACCAGGACAGAGGUUUCAAACUAAAGAUCCAGAGGAGCAAGGAGACAUUGUGGUGGCCUUGUACCCCUAUGAUGGCAUCCACCCGGAUGACCUGUCUUUCAGGAAAGGAGAGAAGAUGAAAGUCCUGGAGGAGCACGGAGAAUGGUGGAAAGCUAAAUCCCUCUCAACGAAGAGAGAAGGCUUCAUCCCCAGCAAUUACGUAGCCAAAGUCAACACCUUGGAGACGGAAGAGUGGUUUUUCAAGGAUAUAACCAGGAAAGAUGCAGAAAGGCAGCUUCUGGCACCAGGGAACAGUGCUGGAGCAUUUCUUAUCAGAGAAAGUGAAACAUUAAAAGGAAGCUACUCUCUGUCUGUCAGAGAUUAUGACCCUGUGCAUGGCGAUGUCAUUAAGCACUACAAAAUUAGAAGUCUGGACAAUGGAGGUUAUUACAUCUCUCCGAGAAUCACUUUUCCUUGCAUCAGUGACAUGAUUAAGCAUUAUCAAAAGCAGUCAGAUGGCUUGUGCAGAAGACUGGAGAAGGCAUGCAUUAGUCCCAAACCACAGAAGCCAUGGGACAAAGAUGCCUGGGAGAUCUCACGGGAGUCCAUUAAGUUGGUGAAGAGGCUUGGCGCUGGACAGUUUGGAGAAGUCUGGAUGGGUUACUAUCACAAUAGCACCAAAGUGGCUGUAAAAACCCUGAAACCAGGCACUAUGUCUGUGCAAGCAUUUCUGGAAGAAGCAAACCUCAUGAAGACCCUGCAGCACGACAAGCUGGUGAGGCUGUACGCAGUGGUCACCAAAGAGGAACCCAUCUACAUCAUCACGGAGUACAUGGCCAAGGGCAGUUUGCUGGAUUUCCUGAAGAGUGAUGAAGGGGGCAAAGUGCUGCUCCCCAAGCUAAUCGACUUUUCUGCUCAGAUCGCAGAGGGAAUGGCGUACAUCGAGAGGAAGAACUACAUUCAUAGAGACCUAAGAGCCGCUAAUGUCCUGGUCUCUGAGUCGCUCAUGUGCAAAAUUGCAGAUUUUGGCCUUGCUCGAGUAAUUGAAGACAACGAGUACACAGCAAGGGAAGGUGCUAAAUUCCCCAUUAAAUGGACAGCUCCAGAAGCAAUCAACUUUGGAUGUUUCACUAUUAAAUCUGAUGUGUGGUCCUUCGGAAUUCUCCUGUAUGAAAUUGUCACCUAUGGGAAAAUUCCCUACCCAGGGAGAACUAAUGCUGAUGUGAUGACCGCGCUGUCACAGGGCUACAGGAUGCCCCGCAUGGAGAACUGCCCGGAUGAGCUCUAUGACAUCAUGAAAAUGUGCUGGAAAGAAAAGGCGGAGGAGAGGCCAACGUUUGAUUACUUGCAAAGCGUCCUGGAUGACUUCUACACAGCCACAGAAGGCCAGUAUCAGCAGCAGCCUUAGCGCACAGGAAGACUCGUGGCCAUUCACAGGGACGGCCGCCUCAUUAAAACGACAGUCGCUGGCUGCAGUAGCUUUCAUGCGCUAAGGGCAUCUGCCAUCCCUGCUUCCUGAAAUGAGGCUGAAUUACUCAGGAAGAAGCAUUCUCCGUGGAAAAGUUUCCUCUUCUCACAGGCCAAUGCCUAUGGCUUGCAGCUUGGCCUGCUCCCAGCUGGCCAUCUUGCUUUCUAGACUGGCAUCUGAAUGCGGCCCUCUGAGAAGGAACCACCCGUUCUAUCCAAAAGGCACCCACUUUGAACUCUUAUUUACAAUUGCACAUGUGGCUCAAAGGUUCAGGCCAUUUCAAUAAAUCCCAAAUAGUAGCAGAAUUCAACUCAUUUAUAAAGGUAAAAUAACCUGAUCCCUAUCAUGGCACUUCUUUGUAUUUUCUCUAUGCUUUGGCUUAUUUGUUUAAAAAUUACUAAUCCAACCUGUUAGAUUUUGCAAAUGAAGUCAGAAGCUUAAAAAUGUCUUUCUCAGAUUUCAGUGAUCGCUCCUCCCCCCAAGAUCUGAGCCUAUUAAACAUUUUCCUUCCGUGGAGACUGCUCAGAACCCUCAGACAUGAAGCAGCUGUGCUUUUCUGGUCUCUUCUCUGUAGAAGUGCCGCUCAUGAGCCAUGCAGAGCUGUUGCAAUCAGCGAGCGACGUGGAGCCCACCAAAUGCCGGGUCUUGCCUGGACCUCCCAGGAAGGGGAGAGGAGCCUCAGAUACCACUCUGCCUUAAGAAGGACUAUUUUUAAACGGUCUAGGUUUUCAAUCCCACAGUUCCCAAUAUACAGACUUUUGUUGACAAUGUAGUUUGGAAGAACAAUAAGAUUCUAAUCUCUGCAGAACCUUAUAAGACCUUAUAAAACCUAAGAAUUUUCUUUAUUGCUUCAGAUGAUUUGAACAUUAUUUUAAUGAUCAAAUAUUAAUUUUAGUUGUACUCAAAGUAAUGCCAUAUUUGGGAGCUAUUUGUGAUUCUGCAGGCUUUUCUAACCAGUGUAAGAUGUGUGUGAAACUAUUUAUACAGGAUAUGAAGGAAAAUAGUGACUGAGGAGUCUCUAGUGAGCCACUGUAGCAGAGGACACAGGAGGUUUGGUUUACUAAAUUUUUCUACUGUGAGCUUUGAAUGGAAAAUGCUCUAUCACAUCAUGUUUCACUUAUGCUGUCAUGUAUAUACCUAAUAUUUCAAUUUUCUGAUUUUAUUUUAAUACACAUGUCCAAUAACAUUCAA
Pteropus alecto (black flying fox) is the source of this 2912-nucleotide messenger RNA. RefSeq names its product LYN proto-oncogene, Src family tyrosine kinase (gene LYN). Bases 123 to 1661 code for a protein of 512 amino acids. Gene Ontology annotation, cellular component: extrinsic component of cytoplasmic side of plasma membrane. The record is from RefSeq and is a predicted model, not a curated record. The transcript is spliced from 13 exons. Gene Ontology annotation, biological process: cell surface receptor protein tyrosine kinase signaling pathway; cell differentiation; protein phosphorylation. Gene Ontology annotation, molecular function: ATP binding; non-membrane spanning protein tyrosine kinase activity; signaling receptor binding. Lineage: Eukaryota; Metazoa; Chordata; Mammalia; Chiroptera; Pteropodidae.